CAUGCCUACCUUCCCUACAACAUCUAGUGUACUUGUGUAGGUAAUUUGUUGUUGUGAAGCCAUCGUGAUGAAGUGUACUGCAGUGUGCCUUGUGGUACUGGCCUUGCAUGUCAGCUUAUGUGAUGCUCAAUGGGUCCCUGGUGUACAGCCAAAUAUUCCUAAAUGGACUCUGCCUAGCAAAAAUCCUCAAGUUCCUCAAACUCCACAGCAGACAAAGCAGACAUUUGACAAACCACUCAACUGGAAAUACCCUGUGCCACCGCAGCCUGAAGUCCUGCCACUGGUGCCUUUCGAGCAGAGAAGUCCUGUUCCUGCCGCAACUGUUGCCGUUCAAUGCAAAGAGAAGAUUGCUCGUGUGGAAGUCAAGAGGGACAUGUUCGGGAUUGGCCAGCUUAUCAAUCCUGCCGACCUUUUCCUGGGAAACUGUGCUCCUGUUGCACAGGACCCUGUUGCUAAAGUGUUGAUUUUUGAAGUGGCACUGCAAGAUUGUCAAAGUACAUUAACGAUGAAAGAGAAUUCCCUCAUCUACAGCUUCACUCUGAACUAUGUUCCCAAUCCUCUGGGCACUGCUCCUGUGGUGAGGACUACCCAAGCUGCUGUAAUUGUGGAGUGCCACUACCCAAGGAAGCACAAUGUGAGCAGCCUUCCUCUCGACCCCCUGUGGAUCCCAUUCUCUGCAGUUAAGGUGGCAGAUGAAUUCUUAUACUUCACACUGAAACUUAUGAUGGAUGACUGGCAAAAUGAGAGGCCAAGCUAUCAGUAUUUCCUGGGAGACACUAUAAAUAUUCAGGCUACAGUUAAGCAGUUCUUCCAUGUGCCACUCAGAGUUUAUGUGGAUACCUGCGUAGCUACUCUGUCAGCUGACGCGACCUCUACCCCUAGUUAUGCCUUUAUUGAAAACUUUGGGUGUUUAGUCGAUGCUAGGAUCACAGGCUCUGUCUCUAAGUACAUGCCUCGCAGUGCAGACAACAAGCUUCAGUUCCAGUUAGAAGCCUUCAGAUUCCAGGGUGCUGCCAGUGGAAUGCUCUACAUUACCUGCCACUUGAAAGCAACAUCUGCUAAAGCUAGCAUUGAUAGUACACAUAGAGCUUGUUCCUACAUUAAUGGUUGGAAGGAAGCCAGCGGAGCUGAUUCUGCUUGUGGCUCCUGUGAAUCUAGAUCAUUUGGAACACCUGGCAAUGUACCUAGUUUAGUUUUACCAGCUUCCCCUCCAAUUGGUGGCGGCUCACCUGGAGCUGGCGGCAGUGGCGGCUCAACUGGAGCUGGCGGCAGUGGCGGCUCACCUGGAGCUGGCGGCACUAAGGAGUUCCCUAAAAGAUGGAGACGGGAUGUUUCCGAAAGCGAAGUUUUCGAAUGGGAAGGUGAUGUCACCCUGGGUCCAAUCCCCAUUGGAGAAAAGGUGGUCACUUAACUUAAGUCCCUGCCAUGAAGUCCAUACCAUUGGAAUGAACAGUCUCCUUAGUUCAUACCUGUCUGUAUGUUAUUCAAUUGCUUCUUGAUAAUACUUCAGUUUAAACAAAGUAACCCUAUUUACUAAUGAUCAACAUUUGACAUAGGCCAU
This is a messenger RNA of Etheostoma cragini (Arkansas darter), 1561 nucleotides long. Its product is annotated as zona pellucida sperm-binding protein 3-like. Gene Ontology annotation, molecular function: acrosin binding. NCBI's taxonomy places the organism in Eukaryota, Metazoa, Chordata, Actinopteri, Perciformes, Percidae. The transcript is spliced from 8 exons. Gene Ontology annotation, cellular component: extracellular matrix. Bases 68 to 1411 code for a protein of 447 amino acids. The record is from RefSeq and is a predicted model, not a curated record. Gene Ontology annotation, biological process: binding of sperm to zona pellucida; egg coat formation; positive regulation of acrosome reaction.